Messenger RNA from Coccinella septempunctata (seven-spotted ladybird), 1742 nucleotides. RefSeq lists its product as uncharacterized. The transcript is spliced from 3 exons. The record is from RefSeq and is a predicted model, not a curated record. NCBI's taxonomy places the organism in Eukaryota, Metazoa, Arthropoda, Insecta, Coleoptera, Coccinellidae. The coding region runs from base 190 to 1377 and encodes 395 amino acids.
GUUCUCUUUGGAUCUGCGGGUCUAGGUUCGAAUCCGAAGAGUUAUUUCGAUACAAUUUGAAAAGGUGAAUAUUCAUGUAUUUUCUCACUAGCACACUGCAGAUAUAAUAAAUGAAGAAUUUUUUGUAACACUGAAGUGUAGAUUGAAAAUCCUACAUCAAAUAUUUGAUUGUGAAUUAGCCCUACUGCCAUGGAAGCUAUGGAAGUAGAUCAAGACCCAGAAGUUUCAAUAAAAGAGACUUUACUAUACAUGGAGUUCGACCAGAAGGUCAAGGACUAUCUUUUCGAUGACAAGAUUUUCUUCAGAAUGGCAAGACUCGAAGAAUCUCCACUGGUCCAGUUCAACAAUCACUUAUUCAAAGGUGAAUACAAGAGCUGUCUAGGUACGAAUUUAUUCUUCUCCGACUGUGACAACUCUUCAUCGCACAAUUUAUUCGAGUUAGGGUCAUCCAUGAAAUUGAAACAUCAAGCAACACAAUGCAAAGUAUUAGAACUGAAACCGGUCAGAAUACCCUCAGACAUGGCUGAGCUACCCCAGCCAAUACACGACAUAAAAAUCAACAAACGAUAUGAUUAUAAGACGCUACUGAAAAAAUUUGCCUAUGGUUCCUUGAAUCUCAAAGAAGACUUGGCAGUUGUGCCUAGAGAAAAAGAUCCUCAACCAAUAGAACAGGAACAGAAGAGGGAAAAAGGACAGGAUGUAUGUAAGCCAGAAUUAUCUAAAGCUGUUUUGAAAACUAAAGGACAAAAAGUGAGCAGUAAAGUGGAAAAGCAAUCGGAUUCUGCUAGCGAAGGAGGGACACAAUCAAAUAAACCGAAAAAGGCGGACUUUAUUGUUGUUGAUAUUUUGACCUUUAAACUAGAAAAGUUGAAAAAAUUAUCAUUGAGACCUACGAGGAGGAAAAAAGAGUUCGAACCUGUUGAAGAGUGUGAGGAAAAGUACAAAGAAGCCUAUGCCUACAAUUCCUUGAAAUGCUCUAUAAUGAAACCAUCCGACUAUUUCCGCACCAUCUCAGAAAAAUUCAAUGAAAAAACCCUGGUAGGAGCUGUUGAUGUUGACCGAAGUGUAUUGCAGGGUGUUAUCGACAAUUCUCCCAAUUUUCAUCGUGUCCUUAGCGAAGAGGAAAAAUCUGCCUUGAUGAGCAUCAAAAACUUCGAAAAUUUAUCUAUGCCUGCCAGAUACAUAGUUAUCAAAUCGCAUUUAGAACAUUUAGAAUCCACUAUACCUACUUUAUUGAAGGAUGAGCUUUUUGAGAAAGACUCUCAUGGGAGAACUAUUCGGGAAACUAUCAAAAUUUAUAAGAGACUUCUUAGAGUAAUCGGUGGUUUAGUGAAGCGAGAAUAUUGUUAUGACAGUGAUGAUGAGAACAAAUCGUGAGAAGUUAUUACCAGUUGUGGGAGAAUAAAGUGGAAAAAAGUGAAGAUUGAUAGUCUCCACUGUAUGAAACAUGUUACAUUGAAUGUGGAAUCUGCAAUUUAAUGAUAGAGUUGCAUCGUGAGAUGAACUGACCCUUGGCACAUACUUGUCAAAAAUUGAGGUUAUGACUUAUUCACCAAAUAACCACUGGUGAUUUUCAAGAAGUCCUUUUUCGUUCUUCCAAUCUGUAGUCAUCUUUGAGAAAUGUACACAUAAUUAUUUUUCUUUUUUAAGUACUUUAAAUGAAUUUUUUAGUGAAAAGGUUGAAAAGAUAAGAAAAUAUAACAUGAAAAUUUUUUUAUUAAAAAAUAACAUCAUAAAUUAAA